Striga asiatica is the source of this 3365-nucleotide messenger RNA. NCBI's taxonomy places the organism in Eukaryota, Viridiplantae, Streptophyta, Magnoliopsida, Lamiales, Orobanchaceae. The record is from the annotation of a GenBank genome assembly.
UCUUCUUUCGCUCCCGAUUCCCGACAACGUUUUUCCCGCCGUUGUCACUGCUCUCCUCUUUCCGACCGCCACGUCGCCCACUUAUCAGCUAAGGGGAGGUAAGCCCUAGUUCGCAGCCGCCAACAGAGGUACAGGUUGCGUCGAAGGUGUACGAGAUCCGGCCGGCAACGGGUGUUCUCGCCGGAGGCUGGAGCUCGCCGCCCUCCUUACGAGCGGUUUCCGUAGCUUCAAAUCGCGGCGAGCGAGGCCUCCACAGUGGCAUAGUUGCUGUUCCCAAGAUAUUAAUUUGACAUGUCAUCCAAAAGUAAAUCAAUGGAAGCUGAGGCCACUGGAAGCCUUUGUGAAGGCAAGUACGAUUCUGAUAGCAAUUCCGAGGGCUUUGUUGAUGACACAGUCGAUGAUGAAUGUUGCUAUGACUCUGAAAACAUACCCAAUUUACAAUUCAGGAAAGACGUGUCAAAGGCGCGAUGGAUAGAAGAGAUGGGAAUGGCUGAGUUGGUAGAGAAAAGAGGUAAAAUGUGGACCACAACUGGGAUAGUUCGUGAUGGAAAGACGUACUGUAUGAUUGAAGAAACAUUGUUUUUGGCAGAGAUUGGUGCAUUAGAUAUCAUGAACAGUGAAGAUGAGCCCAUUUCUCUAAGCAAUAUGUAUGAGAAGAUAGCAGGGGACAUGAACAAGAACAGAUGCUCUUGGGAGUCUUUUGAAGCCUACCGGCACUUGAAGCUUCUAGGUUACGUGGUGCGCCGUCAUGCUGUCCCUUGGUGCAUGAAGAAUGUAAAAUUACAAGAUGGGGCUCGAGAAAGUACAACGAAACUCGAUAACAUUCAAGAUGAGGGACCAGUAGACAACCAGGAUAUCACGAAUAUGUUUGAUAAGUUGCAUUUCUAUGAAACAGGACCAAUAUUUGACGUUUAUCCUCCUAAUAGCAAGUUUAGAAAAUCCUCUCCAGGAAAUCCAUCUUUCGUGCUCUGCCUUACAGGGGACCAUCCACCAUCCAAACGAGAAAUCGAAGAACUUGAGGCACGUUGCAAUGGAAUUCCCCUGAAGUUCUGUGUUGUUGAGCACGGACGGGUUAGUUUCAUGUCCUUCACCAAAGUCGUGCUACCUGUCCUCCCAUGAUGUUUCUUUCAGACAGCUCGAAUGUUGCCCUUGCGGCCUUGCCUGUAGCAACUCUUUCUUUUGGGAAAAUAAUAUGAAAAAGCUACUGUUAUGAAUUCUUAUUGACAACUGACAAGGAAAACCAUCAUAUUUUCUAUAAUUAAAUAGAUUUAUUACUGGUACAGGCUGCUGCAAAUAGCCAAAGCUAAACUAUACAUCCCAUGAGAGCACCAAUCAUUUAUUUAGGUACGUAAACUACACAUAUCACAACCUUAUAAAGUUAAAUCUCCUGAAUAAAUUAUACUUUUAUCUCAAGGUAAAAGGCAUAUCAAUCAAUUGUCAAUUAUUUAUUCUUUAACACCUCAAUUAUUGCACAUUGUAAACAGCAUUUUCCUAUGCAAAUCACCAAUAUCUUAAACGUUGUAUUGUACACCCAGUAAGUACACUACCAAAUUCUCAAAACCCUCUCAAAUUUCCCCUUCUUCUGCUUGCCUGCUGAUAUGAGCAAUAAACGAGUCCAUUUCGAGCCUCGACGACCCACCCUCAUUCGCCGCUUCCCGAACCAUCUUCCCGACCUCCUCCGCUCUCCUCCUCACCCUCUCCCCUUCCCCAGGCCCCAUCAACCUCCUCACUGCAUCCUCCACAGCCUCGGCCCGUACCAGCCCAGCCUGUCCGGCCCACUCCAUGACCACAAUCCCCAUCCCCAAAACCCUCACCAACAGCGCCGUGUUCGCGGGCUGGUCCGAAUGCAUGGGCCACGCGGCCACGGGCACUCCCGCCACGAUGCUCUCGACGCACGAGUUCCACCCGCAGUGGCUCACGAACCCGCCCACCGCCCCGUGGGCCAGUAUCCAGGGUUGCGGGGCCCACCCCCUCAUCACCAUCCCCCUUCCUUCAACCCUCUCCUCGAAACCCUCCGGCGGGCUGGGCCUCCGGCCCGUCCCGCCAAACACGUCGCACGUGUCGGCGUCCCUGACGACCCACAAGAACUUAGCCCCGCUCCUCUCGAGCCCGACCGCAAUCUCCCCCAACUGCUCGUCGGUUAGGGAAACCGUGGUGCCGAACGAGACGUACACGACCGACUUGGGCUCGUGCCGGUCGAGCCACCUCAGGCACUCGUUUCGCUCUUCGGCUUCGUCUUCGGCCCGAGGCGAAAGCACGGCCGGGAGCAUGGGCCCCACGGCCCACGACUUCCUCUUCUUCGCCUUACCCGAGAUUUCCUCGUGCUCGAGUAUGUCGAGGUAGGGCGCCUCGAGUAGCCGGCACGUGUUGUAGAUGUCUCCCGACCGGCGGUCAAGGUGGUCCGUCUGGAGGGACACGAAGCGGUUAACCUCCUCUGGCAUGCACCGUUCGAAUAAAGGGAGCUCCUUUGGGUACUCGACCGAGACGGGUUUGGCGAGGCUCGGCCAGAGGAACGAGAUAUGGGAUGCCGCGCUUAUGCAGUUGAAAAUGUAUGACUCGGCGUUGGGGACCGAGUCGACGUCUUGGACGACGAAAGCCAUCAUGGGGUCGUGGAUUACGACGACGCGUUUGAAUUUCUUGGACAAGUCGAGCAAGAAGGCAGAGAAGGGUUCGCGGAGAGUUAGCGAGGCGUACCAAGCGGGUAGGAGUUGGGUGGGGAACUUGUAGGGCAAGUCAGGGUUGGGUGGUGGGGAGUCGACGUGUGGAGUAGGGAUGUCGUGGAAGUGGAUUUUUGGGAGGUCGAGGGGGUUGAGCCCGUUGGCUCGGGAACGCGCUUGGCGGGAAAAGACGGGUGGGGCAACGUAGUAGACAGGGAUGCCGUAGGAGGAGACGAGGCACGAGAGUUGGAGGAGUUGGUUGAGGUGGCCUUGGGCCGGGAAAGGAACAGUGAUGGCGGCGACGUGGUGGUGGUCGAGCGAGGCGUGGUGGUUCGUGGUGGUGGUGGUGGUGGAGGGUUGGGUUUGGUUUUGAGGGUUGGUUAUGAGGGUGGCCAUGAGGGAGGUGUUUGAGGUGUGUGUAGUAUCAAGUAUAUGAGGUAUGGAGGGUUAUUUCAUCUUUGUGGAGUGGAGAAAGAAGAUACAUGGAGGGUGUGUGUGAAAUUGACAAAUUUGCACUCAAGAUCUUCUGUAGUGUGUUAUAUAGAGGGGUGUAUGUGUGUCAAAUUUCCAGAUUUGCACACAUCUUGGUGAUCUUUAUAUAGUGUCAGUGUGGAAUUUGGGUGUCCAUAUAUAUAUAUAGCUAUAUAAAAUAACAAAAAACUUGAGGAUUACCUUCGUUUAUGGCAAAAAUGACAAAGAAAGCUUGUG